Messenger RNA from Amborella trichopoda, 952 nucleotides. The record is from RefSeq and is a predicted model, not a curated record. NCBI's taxonomy places the organism in Eukaryota, Viridiplantae, Streptophyta, Magnoliopsida, Amborellales, Amborellaceae.
GCUCGUGCCACUAGCCGUGAUCAGAAAUACCAACUUUUCUAUAUUACGACUCCUAAGGCGCCCGAUGUCAGAUCUGACGGUCAAAGAUGAUUGUUACGUUGUGGAUCAUAGAGAAACUGUCUUAUAGUAUACAAAGGCCGUGAAAAAUAAUAAAACCCGUUUUCACACGAUUGUAAUACCUGAGCUGAAAACCGUAGCUUUUUGAAUUCUAAACCAUUUUUUUUUAACUCUAAACCCUAGUUUUUUCCUGUUAUUGAUCGUUUUAUCUGAUUCAUAGUCUUGAAACUGCAUUGCUCUUUUUCCUUUUUUUGUUUCCAUCAAGAGGGCAGUGCAAAUUCAGUUUUUCUGAGUCUAAACCGUAGAUUUUCUCUGGGAGCCUUGAAUUUAUGGGCCUUCGAACCCCUUGAUGUUGUUUCUGUGCAUUAAUGGCGGAUGAUCAGGGAAGUUCAGAAGAUAAGGAGCUUUUGGUGCUGGAACAGGAAGUGAAGGAAAUGGCUCAAACCAUUAUUCACUACAGAACUACGUUAAUGAAUCCAGAAACCUUCUCAUCACUUCUGGUCUCCAUGAGACCUGCGUUUCUGGCAAGAAACCCUAAUUUACCAGAAGAACCCACUGAAUCAACAGAAAGGCCCAUGACAGUAGAUGAAGAUCCCGAAACUUCAGAGAAAAUAAAGCUGCUUAAAUCUAGGAUUUCUGCAAAUGCAUCAGCAUUGCCCGCCAUUUUGAAGAGGAUGAAAACGAGCCUUGCUAGGAUGGAAGAGCUUGAUAGACAAGAGGGAGGAAGUCCACAUUCUAUCUUCAAAAGGACGACGUGAUUGCGUUCGUUUUCUGCCCCUCUAAUUUGCCAUUUCCACUGUAAUUUAAUGAUCUCAAAAGCUUUUUGCUUUUAAAUUGUAUGAAAUUGUACUUUGUCAUCAGAUAUCAAAAUGUAUGAAAUUGUAGUUUGUCAUCA